Messenger RNA from Prosopis cineraria, 1090 nucleotides. RefSeq names its product vesicle transport v-SNARE 12. Gene Ontology annotation, biological process: vesicle fusion; vesicle-mediated transport; intracellular protein transport. Lineage: Eukaryota; Viridiplantae; Streptophyta; Magnoliopsida; Fabales; Fabaceae. Gene Ontology annotation, molecular function: SNAP receptor activity; SNARE binding. The coding region runs from base 177 to 845 and encodes 222 amino acids. Gene Ontology annotation, cellular component: ER to Golgi transport vesicle membrane; endoplasmic reticulum membrane; late endosome membrane. The transcript is spliced from 6 exons. The record is from RefSeq and is a predicted model, not a curated record.
UGCACGCAACGUUUCCCUGCGUUUGUUGAAAUUACAGUUCGUUCAGUGAAGUUCCUGGUCGGUCUCUUCGUUUAUCGUCUUCCACCCAUCUCUUGUCUGAGCACCAGAAACUCAAGAGUCUUGUUUUGAUCUUCCAGAGCUCAAUUUCCCACUAGAUCGAGAACGGUGCCUGCAAUAUGAGCGAGGUCUUCGAGGGGUACGAGCGCCAAUACUGUGAUCUCUCCGCUAAUCUGUCUCGCAAAUGUAGCUCAGCGUCUCUUCUUUCUGACCAAGACCAGAAGCAGCAAAAAAUUGUUGAGAUCAAGGCUGGAUUAGAUGAUGCGGAAGUUCUGAUUCGAAAAAUGGAUCUUGAGGCAAGAAGUUUGCACGCAAGUGUGAAAGCAACGCUGCUUGCUAAGCUGAGGGAAUACAAGUCUGAUUUGAACAAGUUGAAGAAGGAAUUUAAAAGGUUAACAUCACCUGAUGCUGAUCAGGCUGCACGUGAAGAUUUGCUAGAGGCUGGAAUGGCUGAUGCUCAUAAGGCCUCUGCUGAUCAGAGGGAAAGGUUAACUAUGUCCAUAGAAAGAAUAAAUGAAUCAAGUGACCGAAUUAGGGAGAGUCGAAGAGUCAUGCUGGAGACUGAACAUCUUGGUGUUUCGAUCCUUGAAGAUUUACACCAGCAGCGUGAGACUCUCCUAAGCUCCCAUCAGAAGCUUUUUGGGAUAGAUGAUGCCAUUGACAAGAGUAAAAAGGUUUUGUCUUCUAUGUCACGGAGAAUUUCUCGGAACAAAUGGGUUGUUGGCUCUCUAAUAGGAGCUCUUGUUCUUGCUGUAGUCAUAAUCAUAUUUUACAAGCUUUCUCAUUAAUGGUCAAUAAUUUCAAGAAAAGCUGGAAUACGCGCAAUAUUUUAUGCUAUGUUGUAUAUAGGAUCCAAUUAGUCUUGCUUUGCCAUGUCUUCCUUAUUAUUUCUGCGUUGUUGUUGUGUUUGCUGAUUAUUAAGUAAAGCUUUGCUUUUUGCUCUUCAUCAUAUUUCCUCUGGAACAGGGUGACUGGAUGCCUGAACAGAGGAUUAUUUUCGCAUUUAUAAUAAUUGUCACAUUCUUUGCUAGCA